AUGGUCGUUGCAGCAGAAGUAACUGUGGAUGAAACGAAGCUCCCCACUGGCAGUACUACCAGCUUUUCCGCUACGAGUAAGCUCAUCUGUGCCAUCCGGGCCACACAGGCUUCCUGGUGCCACUUGUUCUGCUACCGUGAUCACCAGUGCCUGCUGUCCGACUUUGAAGUACCACAAGAUACCUACGAGGCAGUUCAAGGGGCAGUCUAUUCCUGCUGGACGCGUUUCUUCUUAGUGACCAAAACAACUACUGGAACAACAUCGACCGCCAAACCAACAACCCAUCAAACAAUUACGUCAACCACUACAACCAAGAAGCCUACAACCAUGGGAAUAACCACAACACCUAAAAUAAUCUCUACAACCAAACCUGCAGCCGCUACAACAGCCAAAAUAUCUACUCCAACAUCAACAGCCAAAACAACUACAACUGAACCUACUCUACCAACAGCUACAACUCCCAAAGCAACCACAAGCAUGCCUUCUAGUUCCCCAUAA
Molecule: messenger RNA, 498 nt
Organism: Penaeus chinensis
Lineage: Eukaryota; Metazoa; Arthropoda; Malacostraca; Decapoda; Penaeidae
Product: integumentary mucin C.1-like
Exons: 3
Coding region: 1-498 (165 amino acids)
Source: RefSeq, a predicted model, not a curated record